ACUAGUAUAAAUAAUGACACAAGAGGCAGACUGCCAAGGUCAGUCACAUAGUGCAUUACGUAACGUUUUCUAUCCCUUGUCUGAAGUACUAGUAGUACCUUGUUUAGCACGGGACCCUCUUUAGGUUUGGCUAGACUGAUUACGACACAACAAUAUCCUGCAAAUUCUCUGGGCCAAGCAACCCCAUGGUUCCCUUUCUUACAGUUGUAGCAUGUGUCCCUUUCGGAUCUUGGUGACACUGCCCACCUUGUCACGACGGCAUCACACAUGAACCCGGACGGCACCGCGCGCCACAAAUGUGCAGUUUGCGUGGCUUGCUCCGUCCCUCUCGUUAGUUGCCCUGCUCUAGUGGGAUUCAUGAUAAUCUCACUACGGUUUGAUCAAGAUGUCUACCUUGAAUUAUUGAUUGCGCCGUGAACUGUUGAAGGUGCAAGAGUAGGAUGAAUCAGGUUAGCGAGGAGCCAAGGGAUGAUCCGUCCAAGAGGGUGAGCGGGGCCGCGCCGGCGGCGGCACGCGCCGGCUGCUUCGACUGCAACAUCUGCCUGGACUUCGCGGUGGAGCCGGUGGUCACCCUCUGCGGCCAUCUCUACUGCUGGCCUUGCAUCUACGAGUGGCUGCGCCGCGACGCCGCCGGCGGCACCAUCUCGACGGCAGGGCGGCCGUGCCCCGUGUGCAAGGCCGCGCUCACGCUGGACUCGCUCGUGCCGCUCUACGGCCGUGGCGGCAGCCGGUCCGGCAAGUCACGGCUCCGCCCGGCCCUUCCGCGCCGGCCGACCGUGCACCGGGGAGCCGUCGAGCAACAGAGCGCGCGAACCAGCGGUGGCAGUAGCCACCGGCGUGUGAUCGUGGAACCCGAUUCGCCGACUCGUUCAUCCCGACACGCGCGUGUCGGUGCCGCGCAGUUCGACAUCCUGUACCCUCCUCCCGCCCAGGGGCGCGGAAUGAAUGCGAUGAACUCGACGACCGGCGGGGUGCUCGGCGGGAUGGCCCUGGCGUUGCUCCCCUGGGUGUUCGGUGGCCAGGCGCCGGCGCCGAGCUACCCCCUGGGCGAGCUGCAAAACCUGAGCCCUAGGCUGAGGCGGCAGCACAUGGAGGUGGAGAGGUCUUUGCAUCAGUUAUUGUUCUUCCUCUUUGUGUUUGUAGUGCUGUGCCUGCUCUUGUUCUGAUCUCCCGGAGGACAUUCGUGCAGCUUCUGUACAUAUAGCGUGUGGUGUACAUAGUAAAAUUCUAAAAGAG
Messenger RNA from Triticum aestivum (bread wheat), 1236 nucleotides. RefSeq names its product E3 ubiquitin-protein ligase RMA1H1. The record is from RefSeq and is a predicted model, not a curated record. The transcript is spliced from 2 exons. Gene Ontology annotation, cellular component: endoplasmic reticulum. Gene Ontology annotation, biological process: ubiquitin-dependent protein catabolic process. Bases 441 to 1166 code for a protein of 241 amino acids. NCBI's taxonomy places the organism in Eukaryota, Viridiplantae, Streptophyta, Magnoliopsida, Poales, Poaceae. Gene Ontology annotation, molecular function: metal ion binding; ubiquitin protein ligase activity.